AUGUAUGUUUGCUUGGUAGCACUGCCUAUACCCAAUUGGGCUUGUAAUGUUAUCAGUGAUGAUGAAAAUGUAAGAUCUGUAAUAAGUACACAGAGUAUAGUUUGCUCGAGAGUCACUGCUUCUGUAAAUCCUCUUGAAGAUGAGGAUAUUUCUAGACUGUGGUCAUUAGAUACGAUCGGCAUCGGGAAGGAUACGCGAUCCUAUAACGAUCAAGCAGCGAUCGAACAUUUCAAUGAGACUAUUGUAAAGACUGAUAAUAAAUAUACGAUUGAUUUGCCAUUUAAGAGCGAUGCCAGACCCCCUACGGGUUAUAGAAAAGCUUUAGGUCAAUUAUAUUCACUUAGGAGAACCUUUCAGUCUAAACCAGUCAUGUUUGAUCAAUAUCAGUCUGUUUUAGAUGAGUAUGUUAAGUUAGGAUUUGUUGAGGAGGUAAAGUUAGAAGAUAACUCCUUUGAUCCAGUUGAUGGCAUUAAUCAUUAUUUACCUCACCACCCAGUUUUCAAGGAAUCUGCUACGACUCCAAUUAGGAUAGUUUUCAAUGCAAGUAGUAAGGAGUCACACCAUGCAAAGUCCCUCAAUGAUUGUUUACAUGCGGGACCUAAUCUGGCGACGAAAUUGACAGAUAUGCUGCUGGAAUUUCGUCAGAACAAAUAUGCUGUAGUAGCAGACAUAAGUAAAGCUUUCCUUAGAAUAGGAAUUAAUGAAAAUCACAGAGAUUUCACAAGAUUCUUAUGGUUUGCUGAUAGAGAUUUUAAGCAUGUCAAGACUUUCAGAUUUAAGGUUUUAUUGUUUGGAGCUACUUGUUCACCUUUUCUGUUGAAUCAGACAAUACAGUAUCAUUUGCAAAACUAUUCAGAUCCCAUCGCCAACUCAGUCAAGAAGUCCUUUUAUGUGGAUAACUUUAUGAAAACUUAUGAAAAUGUGAGAUUUAGAAACUCGAGAGUAAUAAGGUAA
Molecule: messenger RNA, 954 nt
Organism: Macrobrachium nipponense
Lineage: Eukaryota; Metazoa; Arthropoda; Malacostraca; Decapoda; Palaemonidae
Exons: 1
Coding region: 1-954 (317 amino acids)
Source: RefSeq, a predicted model, not a curated record